ACACACGCGGUAAAACCCGCCAAUCCGGCUGCAACAGACGAAUCAUUCGCAGCCAUGAUGGCAGCGCAGUUUCAUUUCAAAUCUCGCCGAAGAAAGGAAGCGCGAACCUUCCCGGACAUAUCCAAAUAAAGUAAAGCGCGAUGACACGUUCGAUUAAGCUCUUCAUUAGUUAUUCCCUAUGAAUCCGCGAUUUACAGUCAGUAGCGUCGGCAGUGAAUUAUUUAUAAAAACUACGCGAGCGAACAACGCAGUAAAUAACGCACGCACGGCAUUCGGCGCUGGUUAGCCUACUGGUGUGCAUUGGUGUGCUGUAAAAACGAAUUCUCGUUCAAAGAGCCAAGAAAGCGUACGUUUUUCUAUUAAUAAGUUUGAUUUUGGCAGAAUUUAAAUUUGGAACGAGAGAAGAGUGGGACCAUACCGGGCAGAACAGCGCAGAUACUCUCGUUGGCGGCUUGGCUUGUAUUUUAAAAUAGCGAAACCAGUUUGAUGGCUGACGUGUAUUUGACAAAUUCGCAAACAAUAUGCUGAUCUGAAGGGGAGCUCGAUUAAGCUGUUUUUGUGGUAAACGAGGUCUCCCCAGCAAUAUCUCACGAUGGGCAUGUUACUUUCGAGAUUUCGCAAAAAGAAAACCACCAUAGAGAUUUUAGAUGAUCUGGAUAAAAAAAUUAAAGACAUCGAACAAUAUGGACAGAAUACGGAACUAAGGCGUAAGAAGAUUGUUGGAACUUUAAUCAUCUACAGUGUGGCUUUGUACAUCAUCACAGCACUAGUUUUCUACUUUUACUUCUUUCCUGCAGAAUUGUAUUAUCAAAUAUUUUAUAUGACUCCAUUACUCAUCUUUCCUAUUUUAAUAUUAUUUACAAAGAAAAUGGUAUCAUGGUAUUAUAAGAGGAAAAUUUCAAGAAAUCAGGAAAAACUUGCAACUAUGGAAAAAGAAAAGAAAAAAAUAUUGGAUGAAGUUACUGAGACUGAAACGUACAAAAAAGCUAAGGAGAUUCUGAUGAAAUUCGCACCCGAUCAAUUGCGAAUGACACCAUUAUCGCCUCAGGCACCUUUUAAACAGCCUUCAUCUGCUCCUGAGACACCAAAAAUAGGUACACCUCAAGCAGUUGUUCCAUCUUUACAAGCUGGAACCGAAUUGCGUCGAAGAGCUUUAGCUUCAUCUAGUCUCUCACAAAAUUUAGGUAGAAUUGGUUCACCUGCUCCAGUAGGAGCUAUGUCUGCUCAACCACAACCACCAUUAACUCCUUAUCGAACUAGUGAAACUCCUUUACCUCGACCAAUUUUACCUCAACAAAGAAGCUAUAUUGACAGAUUGGUAGAAUAUGUGGUUGGAGAUGGGCCAAAUAAUCGUUAUGCUUUGAUAUGCAGACAAUGUGAUUCUCACAAUGGAAUGGCCCUUAAAGAAGAAUUUGAAUAUUUUGCAUUCAGGUGUUGUUAUUGCAACUUCUGGAAUCCAGCAAGAAAACAAAAACCAUCAGCUCCUAAAUUGGAAUUUGACACUAGUUCUAUAACUCCUCAAAGACUAUCACUUCAACCUAGUAGAUCAGUAGAGAAUUUAUCUCAAGCAAAUGCGACUGAAGCUGAAAAUACUACUACCGAUACAGACUCUGAUAUUGAAGUUGUAGAAAAACCUUCUAUUACUCCAGAAAGUGAAGAAAACAAUAUUGAAGAGGAUGGCGAAAGUGAUGAUAUUGGAACUGCAGUGUUAAACACUACAGUUGUUGAAUCUGAAUCUAAAAAGGAUGAAGGAGAGGAAACUGAAAACAUGGAAGUAGAUGAAUCUCCCAACAAAGAAUAAAUUUAUGCAUUUUUGCAUCAAUAACGUUGUUAAACAUUUCAUCAAUUGCUACAUAUUCAAAAUGUGUAGCAAUAGAUGUUCGUACAUUUUAAUAGUGGUUGAUAUUUGUAAGUUGCCUAAAACAUGCCUUAAGCUCAAAACGUUUUAUUUGAUUUAGUUAGUCAUCAAAGAGAAAUUUUUUACUAUUAGCUAUAAACUGCCUAGUAAACUUCAUUUUAUUUUUGAGAAAAUUCAUUGAUACAGAGUUACGAAGUCACAAUCAUUCCACAUUUAUUUUUGUGCUCUCAUUAAGGAAGCAAUUUUUCUUUUUAAAGGUUCCCUUCACUGUAAAAUUGCAUGUAUAUCAAAUUUACAAAAACAGUUGGAUUGUACAGCUAGUUAAUUGUACAAUUAUUGUCAAUUUUUAAUAAAAAGAUAUUCAUAAUUUGCAAAUUUGAUAUGACAUACAAAACUUUACUUAUCUUAACUUGUUCAUUUUAGUCAUCCUAUUUUUACUGAUUUGUAACAUUUAAACAAAACCACCAUACCGCAUAACUUGUAUGCAAGACUUUUUUUUUCAAAAAAUGUGAUAAAUUUUGAAGAAUGUAAAUAACUUAUUCAUCUAACUAUAAGGCAGAGAAGUCAAAAUUUACAAUGUUAAAAUCAUGUAAAAUUAAACCUAGUGUUUCUAAAAUUAGUUUGAUUUUGUAUGCAGAUAAAUUUUAUAAGCUUUUACAAAUCCUUUGAUAACGUGCGUGUCUCUUUUUCUAGUUUAAAAGGUUCAUAAUCUUUGCUGUCGAGGCGCUACUAUUUAUUGAUAACAUUAAGUAUUUAUGCUAUUUUUAGACAAGUAAUUUAUUGUUACUAAUUCAAGUGUGAAUAACUAACUAUGAAUAGCAGUUAACUUAUUAAGUGUUAAGCUUCUAUGAGGUAGAUGGAUAAAAUAAAAAUGUUAAGUUUAGAUACCUUAGAAGGGUCUUAACAUUAUAUCUUGUGUGCUUUACAAAGAACAUCAACUAUCUCGUAUUUCUUUUAGCCAUAGUUGUCAAAUUCCCACCAAUUCAACGUUUUUUCUGUUCAGUGAAUUACAGGGGAAAAAACAUCAAACAUCAUGUACAAUCAUCUAAAUUUAGAUAAUUUCAACUAUUAAUACGUAGAUCACUCAACACGUAAAUAAAACAAACGAUCUUUAAUGACCAUGAGCGUAAACUGUAAUUUGUUGAAUAAUACAUAUAUUAAUUAUGUUUCCAAUGAUAUACGUACAAAAUAUACAUUUGGAUUGUUCACUUUGACACUGUGAAAAUAAAUCUAUAUUCUUAUUGUAUAAUAGAAAAAAAA
Molecule: messenger RNA, 3118 nt
Organism: Nasonia vitripennis (jewel wasp)
Lineage: Eukaryota; Metazoa; Arthropoda; Insecta; Hymenoptera; Pteromalidae
Gene: Lnpk
Product: endoplasmic reticulum junction formation protein lunapark-B
Exons: 10
Coding region: 593-1801 (402 amino acids)
Biological process (GO): endoplasmic reticulum tubular network organization
Cellular component (GO): endoplasmic reticulum tubular network
Source: RefSeq, a predicted model, not a curated record